This is a messenger RNA of Acinonyx jubatus (cheetah), 4563 nucleotides long. RefSeq names its product phosphorylase kinase regulatory subunit alpha 2 (gene PHKA2). NCBI's taxonomy places the organism in Eukaryota, Metazoa, Chordata, Mammalia, Carnivora, Felidae. The record is from RefSeq and is a predicted model, not a curated record. The coding region runs from base 262 to 4134 and encodes 1290 amino acids. Gene Ontology annotation, molecular function: calmodulin binding. The transcript has 35 exons. Gene Ontology annotation, cellular component: phosphorylase kinase complex. Gene Ontology annotation, biological process: glycogen metabolic process.
CCGCUCCGCGGCGGGGGCGGAGCUGGAGGCGGGUCCAGGGGUGGGGCGUGGGGCGGGCCCAGGGCGUCCAGGUGGUCUCCGCGGAAGGGCCUGUUUCUCCAGUUUCCUCGGGGCUCGGCGGUCGGCGGCCGGCGGGGAGGCUCCAUCCCGAGAACAACGAGGCUGUGAGUGUUUGGGAACCAGGCCCAGUCGGCGGCCUCAGUCCGGGCGUCCCACCUCUGCACAACCCGUCGGGCGCCGGGGCUCGGGCAGCACGCGGAGAUGAGGAGCAGGAGCAAUUCCGGAGUCCGCUUGGAUGGAUACGCGCGGCUGGUACAGCAAACCAUCCUGUGCUACCAGAAUCCGGUCACAGGGCUGCUGUCAGCCAGUCACGAACAGAAGGACGCCUGGGUGCGGGAUAACAUCUACAGCAUUCUGGCCGUGUGGGGCCUGGGCAUGGCCUACCGCAAGAAUGCCGACCGCGACGAGGACAAAGCCAAAGCCUACGAGCUGGAGCAGAACGUGGUGAAACUGAUGCGGGGUCUUCUCCAGUGCAUGAUGAGACAGGUACAUAAAGUGGAGAAGUUCAAGCACACUCAGAGUACCAAGGACAGCCUGCACGCCAAGUACAACACCGCCACCUGCAGCACCGUGGUGGGUGACGACCAGUGGGGCCACCUCCAGGUGGAUGCCACCUCCCUCUUCCUCCUGUUCCUGGCCCAGAUGACGGCCUCUGGUUUACGUAUUAUUUUCACCCUUGACGAGGUGGCCUUCGUACAGAAUCUUGUUUUUUACAUAGAAGCUGCAUAUAAAGUCGCUGAUUAUGGAAUGUGGGAGCGCGGAGAUAAGACUAAUCAGGGCAUUCCGGAAUUGAACGCAAGCUCUGUAGGAAUGGCCAAGGCAGCCCUUGAGGCAAUUGACGAACUGGACCUCUUUGGAGCCCAUGGAGGACGCAAGUCAGUGAUCCACGUGCUGCCUGAUGAUGUCGAACACUGCCAGUCUAUUCUGUUCUCCAUGCUGCCAAGAGCAUCAACGUCUAAGGAGAUUGACGCUGGACUUCUUUCCAUUAUCUCUUUCCCGGCCUUUGCAGUGGAAGAUAUGAACCUUGUGAAUGUGACCAAAAAUGAAAUUAUUUCCAAGCUCCAGGGGCGUUAUGGAUGCUGUCGCUUCCUUCGAGACGGUUAUAAAACCCCAAGAGAGGACCCAAACCGAUUGCAUUAUGACCCUGCUGAACUCAAGCUCUUUGAAAACAUUGAAUGUGAAUGGCCUGUGUUCUGGACAUAUUUCAUAAUAGAUGGGGUCUUCAACGGUGACGCCGUUCAGGUCCAAGAGUACCGAGAGGCCCUGGAGGGAAUAUUAAUCAGAGGCAAGAACGGGAUCCACCUGGUGCCAGAACUGUAUGCCAUCCCACCUAACAAGGUAGAUGAAGAGUAUAAGAACCCCCACACGGUGGACAGAGUUCCUCUGGGGAAGCUGCCCCAUCUGUGGGGUCAGUCCUUGUACAUCCUCAGCUCGCUGUUGGCAGAGGGAUUCCUUGCCACUGGAGAAAUUGAUCCCUUAAAUAGAAGAUUUUCCACUUCCGUCAAACCUGAUGUCGUAGUGCAAGUCACCGUUCUGGCAGAAAACAACCUCAUUAAGGACUUGUUGAGGAAACAUGGGGUAAACGUCCAGAGUAUUGCUGACAUUCAUCCAAUCCGAGUCCAGCCAGGCCGGAUUCUUAGUCACAUAUAUGCCAAGCUUGGACGGAAUAAGAACAUGAAAUUGAGUGGGCGGCCAUAUCGGCACAUUGGCGUGCUUGGAACAUCUAAGCUAUAUGUGAUUAGGAACCAGAUCUUUACUUUUACACCCCAGUUUACCGACCAGCAUCAUUUCUACCUGGCCCUGGACAAUGAGAUGAUCGUGGAGAUGCUGAGGAUCGAACUGGCCUACCUGUGCACCUGCUGGCGGAUGACGGGCAGACCCACGCUCACCUUCCCCAUCACCCACACCAUGCUCACAAAUGAUGGUUCAGAUAUUCAUUCUGCAGUUCUUUCUACAAUUAGAAAACUAGAGGAUGGAUAUUUUGGAGGAGCCAGAGUAAAAUUAGGGAGCCUUUCGGAAUUUCUUACCACGUCUUUCUACACAUAUCUGACCUUCCUGGAUCCAGACUGUGAUGAGAAGUUGUUUAAUGAUGACAGCGAAGGGAGCUUCAGUCCUGAUUCCGACUUGGGAGGAUAUUUGGAAGAUACCUAUAAUCAAGUUACAGAAAGCGAGGAUGAACUUGACCAGUAUAUCAACCACCUCCUCCAAAGCACCUCCUCCAAGUGCUAUCUGCCCCCUCUUUCUAAGAAGACAGAAGACAGCCAUGUUUUCAGUGCCAUCCACUCCACUCGGGAUAUACUUUCCGUGAUGGCAAAAGCAAAGGGUUUGGAAAUUCCAUUUGUUCCCAUGACUUUGCCAACUAAAGUUCUAAGUACCCACCGUAAAUCACUAAAUCUUGUUGAUUCUCCUCAGCCACUCCUAAACAAGGCCCCUGAAGACGACUUCCAGUGGCCCAGAGAUGACCAUGGUGAUGUGGACUGUGACAAGCUGGUUGAGCAGCUGAAAGAUUGUUCAAACCUACAGGACCAAGCAGACAUUCUGUACAUUCUGUAUGUAAUAAAGGGCCCCAGCUGGGACACAAAUCUCUCCGGACAGCACGGGGUCACCGUUCACAACCUCCUCAGCGAGCUCUAUGGGAAAGCUGGCUUGAACCAGGAGUGGGGUUUGAUUCGCUACAUCUCUGGCCUGCUGAGGAAGAAAGUGGAGGUCCUGGCAGAGGCCUGCACGGACCUGCUGUCGCACCAGAAGCAGCUCACAGUGGGCCUGCCACCAGAGCCCCGGGAGAAGACCAUCUCUGCGCCCCUGCCCCCCGAGGAGCUCACAAAGCUCAUCUACGAAGCCAGCGGGCAGGACAUCAGCAUCGCCGUCCUCACACAGGAGAUUGUGGUUUACCUGGCCAUGUACGUCAGGGCGCAGCCCAGCCUCUUCGUGGAGAUGCUCAGACUGCGGAUUGGACUGAUCAUUCAGGUGAUGGCCACGGAGCUGGCACGGAGCCUGAACUGCUCAGGAGAAGAAGCUUCUGAAAGUUUGAUGAACCUCAGCCCUUUUGACAUGAAAAACCUUCUGCACCAUAUUCUGAGUGGAAAAGAAUUUGGCGUUGAAAGAAGCGGGUUUGAUGGCCGCUCUGGUUUUUUUGCGUGCUGCUCAAGCGAUGGUCACUCUCUCACCCAUUCGCUGGACGCCUGCGGAGCCCGCGCUGUGUGGCAGGUGCUGUUCCAAGUGCUAGAGACAGAGCACUGGUCAGGGCAGACGAGGCUCUCUUCUAAUGGAGUUUUGCGACCCAUCCAUUCCUCCACAUCCAGCCCUGCCAUCUCCAUCCAUGAGGUGGGACACACGGGAGUCACCAAAACCGAGAGGAGUGGCAUUAACAGGCUGAGGAGCGAGAUGAAACAGAUGACUAGGCGAUUUAGUGCUGAUGAACAGCUCUUUUCUGUGAGCCAGGCCGUGGCCAGCAGUGCACAUUCCUCCAAGUCUGCGAGAUCCAGCACCCCAUCCUCGCCCACUGGCACAUCAUCGUCAGACUCUGGCGGGCAUCACAUUGGCUGGGGGGAGCGGCAGGGCCAGUGGCUACGCAGGAGGAGGCUGGACGGAGCCAUCAACAGGGUCCCCGUGGGAUUCUACCAGAAGGUGUGGAAGAUCCUUCAGAAGUGCCAUGGUCUGUCCAUCGACGGUUAUGUGCUCCCGUCCUCAACGACAAGAGAGAUGACCCCACAGGAGAUCAAGUUCGCCGUGCACGUUGAGUCGGUGCUGAACCGCGUGCCGCAGCCCGAGUACCGGCAGCUGCUGGUGGAGGCCAUCAUGGUGCUGACGCUGCUCUCAGACACGGAGAUGAACAGCAUCGGGGGCAUCAUCCACGUGGACCAGAUCGUGCAGAUGGCCAACCAGCUGUUCCUACAGGACCAGAUGUCAAUUGGAGCCACGGAUACCCUGGAGAAAGACCAAGUCACAGGCAUUUGCCACUUCUUUUACGACAGCGCUCCGAGUGGGGCUUAUGGGACAAUGACCUACCUGACAAAGGCAGUGGCUUCCCAUUUGCAGGAACUGCUGCCCAAUUCAGGCUGCCAGAUGCAAUAGGGCCUCAGUGCUCUGAGUCUGUCCCUCGCUCCCUAGCCUCGUCGGGAACAUCCUGUUCUCCAAGAUUCCCGGUGUGGUCACAAAAGCACGUCCCGUCAGAAACCCUGGAAGCCACCGACCUAAAACCAGUGUGUGUCUAAGCCACAGAGCCGACGGAUCGUGUGUCCCCACAGGGAGCACCAUGGGGUCGCUCUCUAGGUUCGCUUCCCUGUGACGUUUGCCAGAACAGACUCCAAGAGACCAGAUGAGGAGGAAUUAGAAACUGGUCUCUUUUGAGUGCAGUGUGAACGGAGAGGCCAGCUUAAAUUGGCUUUCACCGAGAGUUCCCGAAAGCAGUCAGGUGGUCAGAUAUGCUAGUGACACCUCCAAGGAUGGGAAGAUCUUUGAGCAGCGGGCGUCUGACGAGCGGACCUUGACAAGGGGGACAUC